AUGGACAGCACGGGAGCUACGGCGCGGACACCGCGCAUGCGUCGCCGCGACUUUGGGAGUCUCUUGCUGCCAAUGUCUCCUUCUGGGACCAUCAGUCGCACGUACGAUGGUAGCACAUCCUUGUCAAUGCGUGGACUACUGCCGCUUCCCGGUGGAAACAUGAAAACACCGCGUCAUUCGUACCACCCGCCCCACUCUGGCGUGGCCGCGUCUUUAAUGGACGACCUCGUGGUGGACGUGGAGGAGAGGUCGUCAUUGCUCAUGCUUGAACCAGUACUUAGUCCGACCCAGCGGAAGAUCAAGAUUGGCGUGUUUGGUGUUCUUAACACGGUCAUUCUCGUGCCGCUUAUGAUCAGCUUUGCCCAGAUCAUUUUCCGUGACCCCGAGUUCCAGCCGUACAUGAACGACCUAGUGAAGCUCGUGCUUGUCUCGGCCGCCGUGCACCAGCUUUGCUUUACGUGCGUCAGCUCGCUGCCCUUUGCCAUGGGCCAAGUUCAAGACGCAGGUCUGAUUUUUCUCUCGGCUAUGGCCUCAUCAAUCAUCAAGUUAUUGCACGACAUGAGAGGUGAUGCGUUCUCGAUGGACGAAGUACUGGCGACGACUCUCUUUACUAUGGCCGUGUCGACGGCCGUAUUGGGUGCGGCGCUCAUUGUCACGGGCAAGCUUCGACUUGCUAGCUUUGUACAGUACUUGCCUAUGCCGGUGGUCGGUGGCUACCUUGCCUUUAUCGGCUUCUAUACAAUGGAAGCUGGCUUAUCCAUGAUGACUACGCAGAGUAUCAAGCAGCCGGCAGACUGGAUUAAAUUGGCUAACUGGAAUGUCUUGCUGCUAUCUGUGCCGGGCGUCAUUGCUGGCACGGCCAUCUUCUGGAUCAACACACGCUGGAAUCACAUGGCUGUCAUGCCUUGCUGCUUGAUGGUGAUAUUGACUACGUUCUACGGGUUGCUACUUAUUACGGGCUCAUCUCUUGAUGAUGCUCGUGCUGCUGGGUGGGUUGCGGAGCUUCCUCCUACGCCGCGUUCGCUCACGCAGAUCUACGGGUUCUACGAUUUUUCCAAGAUUAACUUCUCGCACAUGACGGACCAGAUCCCGACAUGGAUUGCCAUGUACUUUGUCGUGGCAUUUUCGUCGUCCCUCGAUGUAGCUGCCGUUGAGACGGCGCUGGGGAAGCCGCUGGACCAUAACCAUGAAUUGCAAACUGUAGGCAUCAGCAACUUGCUCUCGGGUCUCGGUGGUGGCUUUACCGGAUCUUACCUCUUUUCGCAGACGAUCUUCACAUUGCGUGGCAGGCUCGAUAGUCGCUACAUCGGUCUCAUUGUGUUCUUCCUCGAGGUCGCUCUUGUGCUCAGUCCGUUCUCCAUCAUUGCCUAUGUGCCGAAGGUCUUCUUCGGUGCGUUGCAGAUGCUGGUGUGUCUCGAUCUUAUGAUCGAGUGGCUCUGGCAUGCUCGUAAUAAGCUCCUUCCACGCGAGUACGGCAUUGUGUGGCUUACGUUCCUGUCCAUGGUCUUCGUAAACCUUGAGUUGGGCAUUGUGGUUGGCAUCAUCAUCGCAGGCUUUAACUUUAUCUACUCGUACAUUGCGACUUCCAGUGUUCACCGCGUCAUGAGGCGCUCGCGCGUCGAGCGUGACCUACGUGAGCGCGUGCUGCUUCAAAACAUGCGCAUGUCUAUCGUCACGCUGGAGCUAAAAGGUUACAUUUUCUUCGGUUCAAGUGUGAAAGUCAUGGACGAAGUACGUCGUCACGUAUUGGUGACAACCACAGAGAAGCAGGAGGCUCAAACUUCGGGUUCAUCGACCUUCUUGUCUCGACAUCAACCCUCACCGUAUGUAGCUCGUUCGUUGGAGGACCAAUUUAACGAUGACCUCGCGACGCUGGAUUCCGUUUUCGAUGACCAUGAAAUUCACGGGUACUCGUCCACGCCUAAGGCUGGUGGGAAGAGCGGACCGGCUGCACUACAUGCGGCUCGUACGAGGUACUUCAUCCUGGACUUUGAGAAAGUGAGCGGUGUGGACGCCACGGCGGUGCGAAGUUGCUUCAACGCCACAAAAGAACUGCUAGCUCAGCACGGCAUCGCCCUCAUAUUUGCCUGCGUGCCGACAGAUGCUGAACGAUUGUUGCGCGUCCAUGAUGUGAUUGAGAAGGAGGACGGGUCAGGAACGGGAUUACUUGUGUUCGACACAUUGGACAAGGCUCUGGAAUGGUGUGAGGAUGAACUGCUAGUAUCAGCAGGCGUGCUGCCGCUCAGUGAGUCGGCGCCAGCACUAGCAGCGAAUGGAGGAAACGACGGUCAGCCCUGGCAGUUGCUCGAUGAAUUGUUGCCUCGUCCAGACGGUUUCCACGACAAGAAUGACAAAUCUGCUCGUACAAGUAGUGAUGGGUCGCAGCCUUGCGACGGUGACGAGAAGAGUGUUGUGCUUACACGGGACCUCGGUGAGAUGUACGUGACGCACUUGCUCAAGCAGGAAGGUGAUACUUUGUAUCGUGCCGGUGGUCUCGUCAACGGUGUCUACUUCAUUGGCUACGGCAAGGUCGACGUGUUCAUGCCUUCCAAAAUCCAUGAAGGGCUGGGGCCGGGCUUUCGAGGUCGCAAGCGCAUUACACGAGUGUGCCAGGGAGGCUUGGUAGGUGCGUCGGAGAUGAUUCUGCACAAGCGUCACCAAUUCACUGCGCAGGCGAAAUCUUCUAGCUCCAUUUUUUUCCUUAGCAAGUCUCACUACGCACGGAUGCAAAAGGCGCAUCCCGCAUUGGCUGCUCGAUUCCAGCAGGCCAUGCUGCAGUCCAUGGCCAUCGGAGUGCUUGAGUCCAACAUGGCGGAUGAUUGA
Molecule: messenger RNA, 2823 nt
Organism: Peronospora farinosa
Lineage: Eukaryota; Oomycota; Peronosporomycetes; Peronosporales; Peronosporaceae
Source: the annotation of a GenBank genome assembly